GACAGAUCAAUGUUUUUUAUCGUGUACCUACUCGGGUGACAAGUGAAAUUGGUGAAAUUAUUUAUUUAUAAUAGGAUUACAUUACAAAAAUGUCGUUUUUCGGAGUAGGGAAUCCAUUUGCUACUCCGGUUGGUCAGAAAAUAGAACAAGCUACAGAUGGAUCGCUCCCGUCGGAAAAUUGGGCUCUUAACAUGGAAAUAUGUGAUAUUAUUAAUAGUAGCACCGAUGGGCCGAAGGACGCUGUGAAGGCUAUUAGAAAAAGGUUGACUCAGAGUGCAGGCAAAAACUACACUGUGGUUAUGUAUACACUGACUGUCCUUGAAACCUGCGUCAAAAACUGCGGAAAGAGUUUUCAUGUUCUAGUCUGCAGCAAGGAGUUCAUUUCUGAGUUGGUAAAACUUAUUGGACCUAAAAAUGAUCCACCAACAGUGGUGCAAGAGAAGGUGCUUAGUCUCAUCCAAUGCUGGGCUGACGCCUUCCAAAACCAGCCAGAAUUACAGGGCGUCGGUCAAGUGUACACCGAGCUGCGGACCAAGGGUGUCGAGUUUCCGAUGACAGAUCUUGAUGCUAUGGCACCUAUCUUUACACCACAGCGGAGCGUGCCCGAUGGAGGCGAUGCAGUGGUAGGCUCCCCGCAGCGCGGCGCCGUGCCGCAGACCUCGCCGAGCCGACCCACGCAGGAACAAAUCACUGGAGCGGUGACCCUGUCUGACAGUCAGACCAGCAAGCUCCGCGCAGACCUGUCCGUGGUGGAAGGCAACAUGUCCGUGAUGAACGACAUGCUGAACGAGCUCACAGCGCAGCCCUACACGCAGCACCACGACACGGAUAUUGAACUGCUCAACGAGCUAGCUGACACACUGAAAGCCAUGCAGAGUCGCGUGGCGGAGCUGGCGGCGCGGCUGGCGGGCGAGUCCCCCCUCACAGCCGAUCUGUUGCUCAUCAACGAUCGCCUGCACAAUCUGCUGUUGCGUCACUCGCGCUUCCUCAAUAACAGAAUAGCUGCAACCGGUGGAGCGACCCCAUCUGCCAUCUUGGGAGCUGCGAUGGGCGUGCCCGGCACUACUUCACCAAAGAAGACCGAUGAUGACGCUCUCAUUGAUCUAAGUGACGAUGUACCUGAUGUUGCCAAGCUGUCCGUGAAAGACGAGCAGGCGGACAAGUCCCCGAGCGGCUCGAAGGAUGAGUUCGACAUGUUCGCGCAGUCGCGCAACGUCUCCUACGAGACUACUAAAACGGGAGGCAGCAGUUACGCAGACAACGCGGAGGAGCAGCCCAUCUCGGGACUGGCGGCCGCCGCCAGCAUGCGCGCCACGCAAGCCACGCCUCUCCCAACAGGCAUGGAUCAGAGAGAGUUCGAUGAGAUAUCAGCUUGGUUAGAGCAGGAAAAGCAAGCCGCGUCAGAAGCCAAUGGCGCUCAAGAAAGCGUGACAAGCAGUGACUUUGACAAGUUCUUAGCGGAACGCGCCGCCGCAGCCGAAAACCUACCCAACGCCAAUGAGAACAGAGCUCAAAACAGCUCGACGCCGCGGCAUCGACAGAUCAAGAAGGAUGAAGACACUAUGUUCGCGCUCUGAUGUGCUUCGCUUCGGGCGAGUGUGUAAGCGUUUGACGAUUUCGUUGCUAUGCGAAAGUAAAAAAAAAAUGCAGUGGAAAUAUCUUGGACGAAUUAACCACGGGACACGUUACUCGGCCAUUUUCG
Maniola jurtina (meadow brown) is the source of this 1702-nucleotide messenger RNA. RefSeq names its product TOM1-like protein 2. Gene Ontology annotation, molecular function: clathrin binding; phosphatidylinositol binding; ubiquitin binding. The transcript has 13 exons. Gene Ontology annotation, cellular component: endosome; membrane. The record is from RefSeq and is a predicted model, not a curated record. Lineage: Eukaryota; Metazoa; Arthropoda; Insecta; Lepidoptera; Nymphalidae. Gene Ontology annotation, biological process: signal transduction. The coding region runs from base 90 to 1577 and encodes 495 amino acids.